AUGCCGCAGAACGAAUACAUUGAGCGCCAUCAAAAGCUUUACGGUAGGAGACUCGAUUAUGAGGAGCGGAAACGUAAGAAGGAGGCUCGUGAGCCCCACAAGAGAGCCGAGAAGGCGCGCAAAUUGAGAGGCAUCAAGGCAAAGAUCUUUAACAAGGAGCGCCGAAAUGAAAAGAUUCAGAUGAAAAAGAAGAUCAAAGCGCACGAGGAGAAAAAUGUGAAACAAAACACGGAGAAGGUGGCCGAAGGAGCCGUGCCCGUGUACCUACUGGACAGAGAUGUACAGUCGAGAGCUAAAGUACUGUCUAACAUGAUAAAACAGAAGAGGAAAGAGAAGGCUGGCAAAUGGGACGUACCGAUACCGAAAGUAAGAGCUCAGGCUGACGCUGAGGUGUUCAAAGUACUUAAAUCAGGAAAAUCAAAGAGGAAAGCCUGGAAACGCAUGGUCACCAAAGUAACAUUCGUAGGAGAGAACUUCACACGGAAACCGCCUAAAUUUGAAAGAUUCAUCAGGCCGAUGGCAUUGAGGUUUAAGAAAGCACAUGUAACACAUCCCGAGCUCAAGGCUACAUUCUGUUUACCGAUCAUAGGAGUGAAGAAGAACCCUAGCUCACAGAUGUACACGAGUCUAGGAGUCAUUACCAAGGGUACAGUCAUCGAAGUGAAUAUAUCAGAACUGGGUCUGGUGACGCAGGCUGGUAAAGUUGUGUGGGGGAAGUACGCACAGGUCACCAACAACCCGGAGAAUGAUGGGGUCAUUAAUGCUAUUCUACUUGUUUGA
Messenger RNA from Danaus chrysippus (African queen), 780 nucleotides. The record is from the annotation of a GenBank genome assembly. Lineage: Eukaryota; Metazoa; Arthropoda; Insecta; Lepidoptera; Nymphalidae.